AUUUUUAAAAUUAUUACACGAUUUUUUAGUUGGUAACUUUACUACAAUUUACGAAUAUGAGGGAAUUGACAAUUCCACCUCAAUUGUGAAAUUCCUUGCUGCAACUCUCCUCCGUACUCUCUCGGAGCUCGAUCUCUCUCUCUCUGGUCGUGGCUGUUUGUCUGCUUCCCGUAUUCCUUCGACUACUUCGUCUUCGCCUGUUCUUCUGCUUUCUUGGCGGCAAACUCCUCCAAGCGUUUUCACUUUUGCUUACUAUCAAACGAUAUCAUUUUUUUACCUCCAGUUCUCUAAAGAAAUGAAUUCUAGUCUAGUCUAUGCAAGAGGUUUGGGCCGCAAGACAAAGGGAAAAAGAAAGAUGGAAGAAAGCAAUAUUUGGGUUAAGAAAGAGGAUGCAAGAGCUUACUUCACGUGGAAUUUGGACAUGGAGCGUGUAUUAGCUGAGGCACUUAGAGAUCAAAGAAGUAUGGGCCGCCAGACUAACGGAAUUUGGAAAACAGAAGCAUACAAAGCUGCAGCUGAUGUGUUGUCUACACGUUUUAAUGUUCAGCUUAUCGGAGAGAAUGUGAAAAACCGCGUCAAACUUUGGCGAAGAUGGUAUGGGAUAGUUAAUGAUAUUCUCAGUCAAAAUGGAUUUGGUUGGGAUGGCACAAACUGUAUGAUUACCGUCGAAGAUGAAAAUGCAUGGAAUGAAUAUGUCAAGUCUCAUGAAGAAGCCAAACGAUUCCGAUUUAAGAUCAUUCUAAAUUGGAAUGACAUUGUAGAUAUAUGUGCUAAAGACAAAGCAAGUGGAAUUCAAGUUGAACGUGCAGUUGAUGUGGAUGAUGUCACGAGCAAAGAAGCAAAUGUAGAUGAAGAUGAAGAAGGUUCCAAUGAGUAUAUUGAUUUAGAGAAACCAAGUUCUGCAACAAAGAAAAAAGUACAAUGUACUUGUGCUAAUAAGGGCAGAGACAAAGAGGGGAUGAUCGACUCUAUGAGAGAAGUUGCUGAGAUAUUGAAAGACUUUGUGCAAAUUAGUAAAAAAAGGAUGGAAGGAAAUACUCCAAAAGAGGUGCAAGAAGUGUUGAAUGAAAUGGAGAUGAUUAUUGAUAUUGACGACACACUACGCUAUAAAGCAAUCAAUUGGUUGAUUGACAAUCCAAACAAAAUAGCGAUUCUCAAAGCUCUUCCGUUGAGUGAGAAAAAAAAGUAUCUAAUGGCUUCUAUGUUUUGAGACUGAGUUGACGAUUGAAGGAUGAUACCCUGAGUUGGACUCUAGUUAUGUUAUGUUUGUGUAUACCACAUUUGUUGUGGGAAUUAUUACACCAUUUUUUUUUUAAUGUUAUCUUAGUAUUUUUCUUCUUACCGUGACUUGACCCUAGAUUUUAACUCCUUUAAUCCUUUAUAUCAAAUCAAAUGAGAUAACCCCCAAUUUUAGUUGUA
Messenger RNA from Medicago truncatula (barrel medic), 1419 nucleotides. RefSeq lists its product as uncharacterized. The coding region runs from base 296 to 1210 and encodes 304 amino acids. Lineage: Eukaryota; Viridiplantae; Streptophyta; Magnoliopsida; Fabales; Fabaceae. The record is from RefSeq and is a predicted model, not a curated record. The transcript has 5 exons.